Trichechus manatus latirostris (Florida manatee) is the source of this 2247-nucleotide messenger RNA. RefSeq names its product lactate dehydrogenase B (gene LDHB). The coding region runs from base 1046 to 2050 and encodes 334 amino acids. Lineage: Eukaryota; Metazoa; Chordata; Mammalia; Sirenia; Trichechidae. Gene Ontology annotation, cellular component: cytoplasm. Gene Ontology annotation, biological process: pyruvate metabolic process; lactate metabolic process. Gene Ontology annotation, molecular function: L-lactate dehydrogenase (NAD+) activity. The record is from RefSeq and is a predicted model, not a curated record. The transcript has 8 exons.
AAUUAGGGCCGGGAGAGAGGGGGAGGGGGAAGCCGGCCCUUGCCUGGUGGAGGAAUUAGAUGGCAAAACAUGGAUUUUUAAAAUGUUAGACUUGACAUAUUCUGCAAAGAGAAUCUUUGUUUCUGAGUUGAAGGCGUUGGUUAAUUUCUAAGGGUUUAUAGCUACAGGGAUGGAGGGGGCUGAAAAGGACCAAGAGUUUUUUUUUACACUGCUUGUUUGUCAUUUUUCCUUACAGCCACCACGCUAGUCUUGGCACAGGCCUGCUUCUAAUGCGCCGUCUUUUCUUCUAAUUUAUUAUAACUCCGAAUAAAGGAAAAAAACAACAACAAAGAAAAGCACCUUUCGCCAGAAAAAUCUGAAAGAAAAUUGGUACUGGCUAGAGCCUCUAAAAAUGUAGUUUCUCAAAAUUCCAAAAAUUAAUUUGAACGGUCUGACUGAACACUAAGUCUGUAUUUACAUAGCAACCAUUUCUGGAUUUUUGUUUUCCACUGCUUACUGGGUCCCUUAUACACCUAGACUAUCUUAAGCAAACCAACUAAACUUAAAGGAAAGAAAAUAUGCAUUUGUAUCUCUCUUCAGUAAGAAGAUAUACACCAUUCUUUCCUCUGAUUCUGCUCAAAAUGCAGGACAUAGGUGAAUUUCAUUGCAAGGUCAUCUAUUUGUGGAGACAGUUACACAACAUUGUUUAUUUCUUUUCUCUUUAGCAUCCACAAAGAAAACUGUAAAUGUGCUCUCUAAAGGCAAAAUAAUUUGUCACUCUCCUUUCAAUAUAGUCCCUACAGAUUGAGAGGAAAAAUUUUUUUUGGGGGAAAAAAAAAGCUAUUGAACAGAAUAAUUGUUACACAAUUGUUUCCAAAGUCAAGCAUUUUAUUCCAACUCAGAGCCUUAGUAACUCUUACUUAAUAUCUACAGUUACUAAACUAGGUUUUGUUACUUAGCCCAUUGCAGGUUAGAAGCAAAAAACCAAAGCUGGGAAGCAGGGGCACUGUUUGAAAGGGAAAAGUGGCCUCAGAAGUGACAAUUAUAGUCUAACAUCAAAGGCACAAUGGCAACGCUCAAGGAAAAACUGAUUGCCUCAGUUGCAGAAGCAGACACCUUGGUCCCCAACAGCAAGAUCACUGUAGUGGGUGUUGGACAAGUUGGUAUGGCGUGUGCCAUCAGCAUUCUGGGAAAGUCUCUGGCUGAUGAACUUGCCCUUGUGGAUGUUUUGGAAGAUAAACUCAAAGGAGAAAUGAUGGAUCUGCAACAUGGGAGCUUAUUUCUUCAGACACCUAAAAUCGUAGCAGAUAAAGAUUACUCUGUGACGGCCAAUUCUAAGAUUGUGGUGGUGACAGCAGGAGUUCGUCAGCAGGAGGGGGAGAGUCGUCUCAACCUGGUGCAGAGGAAUGUUAACGUCUUCAAGUUCAUUAUUCCCCAGAUCGUCAAGUACAGUCCUGACUGCGUCAUAAUCGUGGUUUCCAACCCAGUGGAUAUUCUUACAUACGUUACCUGGAAACUAAGUGGGUUACCCAAGCAUCGUGUGAUUGGAAGUGGUUGUAACCUGGAUUCUGCUAGAUUUCGCUAUCUUAUGGCUGAAAAACUUGGCAUUCAUCCCAGCAGCUGCCAUGGAUGGAUUUUGGGAGAACAUGGCGACUCAAGUGUGGCAGUGUGGAGUGGAGUGAACGUGGCAGGGGUUUCUCUCCAGGAACUGAAUCCAGAGAUGGGGACAGACAAUGACAGUGAAAAUUGGAAGGAAGUGCAUAAAAUGGUGGUUGAAAGUGCAUAUGAAGUCAUCAAGCUAAAAGGAUACACCAACUGGGCUAUUGGAUUAAGUGUGGCUGAUCUGAUUGAAUCCAUCUUGAAAAAUCUAUCCAGGAUUCAUCCAGUGUCAACCAUGGUGAAGGGGAUGUAUGGCAUUGAGAAUGAAGUCUUCCUGAGCCUUCCCUGUAUCCUGAAUGCUCGGGGGUUAACCAGUGUUAUCAACCAGAAGCUGAAGGAUGAUGAGGUUGCUCAGCUCAAGAAGAGUGCAGACACUCUGUGGGACAUCCAGAAGGACCUAAAAGACCUAUGACGCCUGAGCUCUAUGCUGUAGAAAUUUAAAAACUAAUCUGAAUAACUUAAGCCUUUAGUUAUCAUCCAUGUACAUGGAUCACAGCUUGCUUUUCUCUUCCUAAAUAUGUGAAUUUGGGCCCACAGGAUUAAAGCCCAUGCUUGGCUUAAUGUUUAAAAUAUGAGUCCUUGAAAAAUAAAAUUAACUAUGGUAGUGUG